AUGCCACACGUCGAUCUCGAAAAGGGAGGCGUUAUGACCUCCAAAAAGCACGACAAAGACCCUACGAGCAUCAACAGUUCCGUCGUCAAACGUAGCAGCACCUUCCUCGCCAACCUCAGCACCACCAUCCCCCUAAUCAUUGCAUACACCAACCUCUACCUCAUCAAGUACUACCUCUCUCCCUCUGGUCCUGGAGCCCGUCACCGCGAAGGCGACGAAGGACGUAUUAAACCACUCGCCAUCAUCCUCAUGCUUCUCGGGCCUGAUAUCAUACAGAUUACGUUCGCCGCCACGACUACAUUUGCACCAAAUGAAUUCCCGUGCUUUAGCUUUGGAUGGCUGGCUUAUAGCACAUUGUUGUUGGUGUCUGCGGUGUCUGGGAGUGGGAGGUUGUUACCGAGAGAGGAGUGUGGUGUGAAGGUAGUGGAUACGAAUGGGAAGAUGGGAAGGAGGGGGAGAAAGAGGAAGGUCAGGGUCUGGAGAUUGCUGAGGGAUCUAGAGUCUCACCAUGACCCGGACAGCAUCGACAGCGAUAUCAUCAUCGAGAUCCUCGAACCCACCAGUCAGCCAUGGACACCCAAAUCGCUCUGGGCCAUGAUACAAAACCGCAGCUUGGCUACCGUUAUCUUUCAGUUCUGGCUCGCAGGGAUAUUCUGGUAUUACUACGGCGAUGUAUCCAUCCUCUUACUGCUCAGCACGUCGAUCUUGCUCUUGGAAGCCACCGCCAACCUACCUAUCUGGUCCGCGCAGAAACACUUCUCGCACACCAAUGAUAUGGAAGAUGGUGUAUACACGUUGAUGCGCGACACCGGAACACCGUCUCAACGUAUCUUCAUCAUCCAAUCUAUGCACCCUGGAAUAUUCGUUAACAAAGGUGGCACCGCCACCUAUGCAAUGCGUCACACGUCCCUCCCAGCAGUUAUACUCAUCUCAGGUGGUUUUCUCUGUCAAGCACUUCUUUGCACCCAGCUUUCAGACGCUGCAGCCAUAGUCCUGUUAAUCAUCAUGUUGUGUGGUACGAUCAGCAACGUGGCUAUCGCUUCGUUACCAAGGGAACCAAUGGUAGAUGGUGUGAAGUUGCACUCUGUCGACACGAUCGGCGGAGGAAAAAGCGUUGUGGAGGCGCUGAGGGAAGUGGAAGGGAGGCAUGAGGGGUUUGGGCAGGUGCUACUUAGGGAGCGGUUUCCUGAGAAUAUCAGGAAGUGGGAGCACAGGAACGAGAAGGGAAACAUGGGAGAGGUGGGGGAAAUGGACUGA
This is a messenger RNA of Alternaria atra, 1257 nucleotides long. RefSeq lists its product as uncharacterized. Bases 1 to 1257 code for a protein of 418 amino acids. The transcript has a single exon. NCBI's taxonomy places the organism in Eukaryota, Fungi, Ascomycota, Dothideomycetes, Pleosporales, Pleosporaceae. The record is from RefSeq and is a predicted model, not a curated record.